AUGGGAAGUGAAAGUAGUGUGAAGCUUCCACCAGGGUUUUACUUUUCUCCAACGGAUGAAGAACUAGUCCUUCAUUUUCUUUAUUCCAAAGCUUCUUUGCCGAAUCAUCCUAACAUCAUACCUCAACUUCACCUCUCUCAACAUCAUCCUUGCCAACUAUACGGUAAAGCAUUAUCAAGUGGAAAUCAACACUACUUUUUUACCGAAGAGAAGGAAAAUAGAAGCACUGAACAUGGAUAUUGGAAGGAAAUUGGGGUCACAAAACCUAUAAAUAAAUGGGGAAUAAAGAAGUAUUUUGUGUUCAAUCUUGGCGAAGGAAGUGAAACAAGUUGGGUAAUGGAAGAGUAUCACGUUUCUGAAUUUGGAUCUCAUGAUGAGAGUUGGAGCAAAUGGGUUUUAUGCAAAGUGUAUGAAAAGAAGAUGUCACAACAAGGUGCAAGUUGUUGUUAUAGCGAUGAUGAUAAUGAAUCUGAGGUCUCAUGGUUAGACCAAGUUUUUAUGUCGUUAGAUGAUCAUGAUUUUGAUCAAACAAGCCUACAUAAUUAA
This is a messenger RNA of Vicia faba (fava bean), 546 nucleotides long. NCBI's taxonomy places the organism in Eukaryota, Viridiplantae, Streptophyta, Magnoliopsida, Fabales, Fabaceae. The record is from the annotation of a GenBank genome assembly.